Molecule: messenger RNA, 1836 nt
Organism: Aphanomyces astaci
Lineage: Eukaryota; Oomycota; Saprolegniomycetes; Saprolegniales; Verrucalvaceae
Exons: 4
Coding region: 209-1192 (327 amino acids)
Source: RefSeq, a predicted model, not a curated record
UUCUGCCCAAAAUAAGCGGAAACUAUCGUCACCAUGGCAAGUUGGUUCGGACACACGCAGACUGUCGCCAGCAUCUCCAAGUCCGUCACGACCGUGGCCGGUGGGAUCAUAUGCCUCGAGUCCAAUCUUAGCAACUUCAUGAAGAAGGUCAUCUAUUACGAAGGGUUCUUUCAACGUCGAAGCGGAAACCUCCCAGAAGACGUCAACUAUGCGGCGCGCAAACUCCUUCGACGAUGCCACGAAUACCGCGAAGCCAUCCGCGAAGAACUCCAGUCGAGUGUGGCAUACGUGGCAGACGCUGGACGGUGGGUUAUCGGCAUGGAAGACUGGAACACCAAGAUGGAGAAACGCAUGCAUCAAAUCUCGGAGCUCGUGCUCUUGGCCAACAGGUCCUCGUCACCAAGCAUGUCCCUUCAUGCUCAUGUAUCAUGUCCUUAGUCUCCUGGUGGAAUUUGCCGUAACGGGCGAACCCAUCUCGAACGAGUCGCUCAACGACCUGAGUGCGUACGUGAACGUGAUCACGAGCACCAUCACACUGCAGGACGACGCGUUAUUUCACGAUUCGCUCAAAGCUGCGGCACGACACAAGAUAGUGCCGACAGAUUCAUCUCGUACUCGUACAUCAUCAUCAUCCCCUGCUUCCAUCCCACCUCCCGUCUUGACGUCAAGUCCGGCGCCAUCGAUGGUGGUGCCGCCGUCGCCUGCCAACCGGUAUGACUCUGACAUGGCAGACAUGGACGACGACGACGACGACGACGUGCCCGCCCCCGAUGACGAAGAUCGAUUGAAUCCGUUCAACGUGAUGCUGGACACGUGCAAGCAGCCGCGGACGGAACCGAUGGCGAUUCCCAUGAACGACACUCGAUCGAGCGAUGGAAGUAGCAGCGGCGGGCGAUCGUUGUCGCAAAGCAGCAGCUCAUUUCCGAGUGAUUACUGCCAUUUGGAGCGCGAAUACGGCGACGAGUUGAGUGAGAUGACGUCGUUCUCGUCCACGGCGCCGCGGAAGGAAUGGCAGCCGCCGCCGCCAUCCAAGAAGAAGCACGCGGCGGCAGGCAAGCGGCCCCAUCACCCGUACGAGAACGCCGUGUACGACCUCACGGUAUCGUAUGACUUUCAAAAGGAGCGAAUGAGCAACCCGUUCGUGGCCAAGGCCGUGACAGUGGUAAGCCUGGGGCAUGGCACGCGUCGUUGAUGGAUGGAUGGAUGUAGGAGCGGAAGAGCAGCUUGGAUGAACACACAGUGACGAUCGUGGAAGAGGAGCUGGGGCAAGAUGAUGGCACCGACGAAGACGACAACGUCGACAUACUAAGGUCGCGAGAGUCCGUCCCGUCGUUUCUUCAAGCACGUGGAGAUCAAGGACGUGUACACGAAAGAUAAUGCAACAUCAUGUUAAUAUUCGAUUACAGAGAGAGAGAGAGAUAGAGAGAGACAAAACGGCGUCAGGGGAGAGGUGUCAUGCGCAACGUUGACACGAACUCGCGUUCUUUGAGGGAAAGGCCCCACACGGGCGACCCCUUGAAGUACAAUCGGUCAAUCAGCUGCUGGGUACUCUCGUCUGCCACCACUUGCGCAAACGAAGCGCUGUUGGCUUGCUGCAUCAACGUUUGGAGGUGACGGAUGUCGGCUUCUUCUGCACGAUACCCAGGUGUGAACUUGGCAGUGCCUUCCGAACGUGAUUUCAACGAGCCAUAGAAACCUCCUUGGCCUUCGGACGCAUGGCCUCCAGAGUACGUCGUAAAGGCGGCGCGCGGCAACUGGCGUCGCGACAUGCUUGACUGGAGGAGGGCCCGGGAGCGUAGGACGACCGCAAGCAUCUUUGCAAAUUCAGAUUUUGGA